AUGUUUCAUCUGGAGGCUUUAAGGGACGAAGUAAGAUUGUUGAAAGAAGAUGAAGCGAUGUUGGAGAAUAAGGUAGCUGAUACCUAUCACCUGGAAGAGAAACUGCUUGUUUUUAAAGGUGUUAGAAAAUUGAAGAGUAAUCUUGGAGAGUCAGUGUUGAAGAAUACCGACUUACAAGCGAGCGUGAGUAGUUUGAUUGUCCAGUUUGAUAAGAAAAUCGACAUGAAGAGGGCAAAGCUUGAUAAAACACAUAAUACAAAAAAGGCAAAGCUUAAUAAAACAGAUACACAUUCUGCAACUGUAGCUCCUCAGGAUGUAGAACUUGAAGAAGAAGCUGAUGACAUUGAUGUUGUGGAGGUAGAUGUUAAAGUAGAGGGUGAAGAAGAUCAUGUAAAAAUGGAAAGGGAAAGGUGGUCUAAGGUAUGGAAGUAUUAUACUAGACUUCCAAUUGGUGCAGAUGGUAGGGAAAGGGCUGAAUGUGAUAAGUGCAAAAAAAGAUACAUUUGUGAAACAAAAAAUGGAACAGGUAGCUUGAGAAAUCACAUUGCAAAGUGUCCAAGAAGGGACAAAAGUGACAUAGCACAAUUCAGUUUUGCAAAAUCAGGUGGUUCAAUUUCAAUAAAUUCCACAGUUUUUAAACCCGAAAGAUUCCGUGAACUUAUUAGUGAAGCUAUUGUCAAGCAUGACCUUCCCUUUAGGUUUGUAGAGUAUGAGGGUAUUAGAGAAAUCUUUAGUUACUUAAAUGAAAAAGUUACCACAAUUACUAGAAACACCGCUAAAGAAGAUGUGCUGAAUUUGUUUAAAAGAGAAAAAGGAAAACUCAAGAAAUUGUUUGAGUUACUUCCUGGUCGAAUUUCAUUAACUGCUGAUUUGUGGUCUUCUAUUAACACAGAUGGUUUCUUGUGUGUUACUUCUCACUUUAUUGAUGAGGAGUGGAAGUUGCAAAAAAGAAUUUUGAACUUUCAAUAUAUGCCACCUCCACAUAAUGGCGUAUGUUUGACCGAAACAAUAUCUACUUUAUUGACCAAUUGGGGGAUUGAUAAAAAGUUGUUUACAAUCACGUUAGAUAAUGCUGCAAGUAAUGAUACUUUUGUCAAUCUCCUAAAAGGUCAAUUAUGUAAUGAAGGUGCACUUCAUAGUAACGGAGAUUAUUUUCAUGUUCGAUGUUGUGCUCACGUGUUGAAUUUAGUUGUGCAAGAUGGCUUGAAGGCUAUUGAUGAAGGGAUUGUCAAAAUUAGAGAAUCUAUCAAGUACGUGAAGGGAUCUUCAGUAAGGAAAAGAAACUUUCUGAAUUGUGUGAAACAGGUUAAUUUGAAUCCAAAUAAAGGCUUGCGACAAGAUGUUCCAACUAGAUGGAAUGCUACUUUUCUUAUGAUUGAAAGUGCCCUUUUUUAUCGUCGUGCUUUUUUCCGUUUAGCACUAAGUGAUUCUAAUUACUUAGAUUGUCCAAGUAAUGAAGAAUGGGGCAAAUUAGAAAAGAUUUUCAAAUUUUUGGAAGUAUUUUAUGAAGUCACAUGCAUUUUUUCUGGAAAUAAGUAUUGCACAGCAAACUUAUAUUUUCCUUCAGUUUCCACGGUUGAAAGAACUUUAAAAGAAGAAAUAGAAAGUUCGGAUACGUUUAUAAAGAUAAUGGCUUGCAAAAUGUAUGAGAAGUUCUCUAAAUAUUGGUCCGAGUAUAGUCCAAUUUUGGCCAUGGCUGCAGUUUUGGAUCCACGUUAUAAAAUGCAAUAUGUUGAGUUUACUUACAAAAAACUCUAUGGAAGCAGUUUUCGUGAGCAUAGUGAUUGUAUUCGGGAGAAGUUACAUGAUCUAUUUGGUGAAUACGUUAUUGAAUCACCCAUGGCUUAUAGAGCAUCAACCAUUUCAACAAGUGAUUCAAGUAAAAGUGUUUACAAAAAGAAAGAUGACACAACACUUAGUAAAAGCACGAGAGAAAUGCUACAAGAGUUCACAGUGUAUGAAACUAAGGAGUUUGCUUUGUCUCAAAAAUCACAAUUAGAGAUGUAUCUAGAUGAGCCAAGAAGUGACAUAACUGAAGAUAUAAAUGUACUUUCUUUUUGGAAAGCCCAUCAAUAUCGUUAUCCGGAACUUGCUUCCAUGGCUCGAGAUAUUUUGAGCAUCCCUGUUUCCACUGUGGCAUCCGAAUCAGCCUUUAGUAAUGGUGGUCGUAUUCUUGAUCAAUAUCGAAGUUCGUUGAAACAUGAAAAUGUUGAAGCUCUAAUUUGUGCAAAAGAUUGGUUGUUUGGGAUUAAAGGUGAUGAAGAGUUAUGUUUACAAGAUCUUACCGAAGAUGUUAUGAAGUUUGAUAACAAUGCUAAUGGUACACAUGAAGAAAUGGAGUCACAAGCUUGA
Messenger RNA from Lactuca saligna, 2352 nucleotides. The record is from the annotation of a GenBank genome assembly. NCBI's taxonomy places the organism in Eukaryota, Viridiplantae, Streptophyta, Magnoliopsida, Asterales, Asteraceae.